This is a messenger RNA of Pygocentrus nattereri (red-bellied piranha), 7600 nucleotides long. Its product is annotated as EMAP like 5. The transcript has 44 exons. NCBI's taxonomy places the organism in Eukaryota, Metazoa, Chordata, Actinopteri, Characiformes, Serrasalmidae. The record is from RefSeq and is a predicted model, not a curated record. The coding region runs from base 729 to 6632 and encodes 1967 amino acids. Gene Ontology annotation, molecular function: microtubule binding.
GCAGUGCUCCGCUGGGUGAGAGCAGGCGGCGCUCCGCGCUCCUCGCUGAGGAGGUGAAAGUGGCGCGAGACUCCCCGUAAACCGGCUCCGAAGGAGCCUCGCGCGUCGAGCCGCCGAGCUGUGCCCGUGACUGUUUACAUGAAUCGCUCUCUGCUCGGUCAACCGACUCCGAGUCGACUCGCGGAGUGAACCGAGCUGCAGCUGGUCGUCGCGUCUGAGGCGGAUUCGCAGAGGCAGAGAUUUGCGGUCGGCUGCGAGUUGGAGACGCAGCGGAGGCGAUUCUGUAGCCUGGAACUGACCGCGAGUGGACGGAGAGGGUGAGGAGUGCCCUCUCCCAGGCGAACCGGACCGCGGGACCGGGAUGGCGCAGCACAGGUCGACGGCAGUAGUGCAGCCACUAGAGGGCGAUGAGAGUGAAGUUGCGCUCCGAAUUAAGUCAAAUGCUGGAGAGCUGCAGGGCAGAGAAUGGGUUCUGGUUCUCUGAGCCCUUCAGACCCUCUGCCAUGUGAGCUGGACUGUCCGGCGGGCUGUGUGAGCUGGACUGUCCGGCGGGCUGUGUGAGCUGGACUGUCCGGCGGGCUGUGUGAGCUGGACUGUCCGGCGGACUGUGUGAGCUGGCGGAGGCCGCAGGGCGGGGGCAGUAGCCGGCGUGGUGAGUUUGACCCGUUGAAGUUCACGCUGACUGGCCACGGAGGUGAUCUGCACCAGCGGGAGCCGCUUGGGAGGUCAUGGCGGACAGGACCGCGCCGCGCUGCCAGCUCCGACUCGAGUGGAUCUACGGCUACAGGGGACACCAGUGCCGCAACAACCUCUUCUACACGGCGGGGAAGGAGGUGGUCUACUUCGUGGCGGGAGUGGGAGUCGUCUACAACACCAGGGAGCACACGCAGAGGUUCUACCUGGGACACAGCGACGACAUCAUCAGCCUUGCCUUGCAUCCAGAGAGAUCGCUGGUCGCAACAGGGCAGGUGGGGAAAGACCCCUACAUCUGUGUGUGGGACACUUUCAACAUUCAGACCGUCUCCAUCCUUAAAGAUGCCCACUCACACGGAGUGGCUUGUCUGGCCUUCAGUGCGGACACUGGUGAGCGGUUGGUGUCCGUUGGCCUGGAUGCUAAAAAUACAGUAUGUGUUUGGGACUGGAAGAGAGGCAAGGUCAUCGCAACUGCAACGGGCCAUUCUGACAGAAUAUUUGACAUCACGUGGGAUCCAUUUCAACAGAACCGUCUUGUCAGCUGUGGGGUCAAGCAUAUAAAGUUCUGGGCGAUGUGCGGCAAUGCCCUGACGCCAAAGAGAGGCAUCUUUGGCAAGACAGGAGACCUUCAGACCAUCCUGUGUGUAGCAGCAGCUAAAGAUGAUGUCACCUACUCAGGCGCUCUGAAUGGGGAUAUCUAUGUUUGGAAGGGCCUGAACCUCAUACGCACAGUACAAGGAGCACAUGGGGCAGGGAUCUUCAGCAUGUACGCCUGCGAGGAGGGUUUCGCCACCGGUGGACGAGACGGCUGCGUCCGGCUCUGGGACACGGACUUCAAACCCAUCACUAAAAUCGACCUGCGGGAGGCUGAGCAGGGCUACAAAGGGCUGUCAAUCCGCAGCGUGUGCUGGCGGGCUGACCGCAUUCUGGCAGGGACGCAGGACAGUGAGAUUUUUGAGGUGAUGGUGCGCGACAGGGACAAGCCGCUGCUCAUCAUGCAGGGCCACAGCGAGGGCGAGCUCUGGGCCCUGGGGGUCCACCCCAAGAAGCCGCUGGCAGUGACGGGCAGUGAUGACCGCUCUGUGCGGUUGUGGAGUCUGGCUGACCACGCUCUAAUAGCCCGCUGUAAUAUGGAGGAGGCCGUGCGCAGUGUGGCCUUCAGCAGUGAUGGCUCUCAGCUGGCCCUGGGCAUGAAGGACGGCUCCUUCACUGUACUUCGUGUCAGAGAUAUGACAGAAAUAGUGCACAUCAAAGACCGGAAGGAAGUCAUCCACGAGCUGAAGUUUUCUCCGGACGGCGCUUACCUGGCUGUCGGCUCCAAUGACGGUCUGGUGGACAUCUACGCUGUGGCCCAGCGCUAUAAAAAGGUGGGCGAAUGCAGCAGAUCGUCCAGCUUCAUUACGCACCUGGACUGGUCCGUCGACGGCAAGUUCCUGCAGACGAAUGACGGUGCCGGGGAGCGUCUCUUUUAUCGGAUGCCGACUGGGAAGCACCUGACCACCAAAGAGGAGAUCAAAGGGCUCCACUGGGUCUCCUGGACAUGUGUGAUCGGGCCGGAGGUGAGCGGGAUCUGGCCCAAGUACACCAACAUCAAUGAAAUCAACUCUCUGGACGCGAACUUCAGCAGUGCUGUCCUGGUCACUGGAGACGACUUUGGCCUGGUCAAAUUGUUCCGCUUCCCGUGCUUAAAGAAAGGAGCAAAAUUCAAGAAGUAUAUUGGCCACUCUGCCCAUGUGACCAAUGUGCGGUGGUCACAUGACCUUCAGUGGGUCUUGACUACUGGAGGGGCAGAUCAUUCGUUGUUCCAGUGGAGGUUCCUACCCGAGGGCAUCAUGAAUGGCAUUGUUGAGCCCACCUUUCAAGACGGGUUCGGUGACUCUAACAGUGAGGAGUCUGACUCAGAACUGUCUGAUGUGCCGGAGCUGGACUCUGACAUCGAGCAGGAGACGCAGAUCAACUACGAUCGCCAGGUCUACAAGGAAGACCUCCCCCAGCUGAAGCAGCAGAGCAGAGAGAAGACGCAGCAGGUGGGCUCGCUGAAGCGGCAGCAGGCUCCGGACGAAGGGCUCCGUCUGCAGUUCGUCCACGGGUACAGGGGAUACGACUGCCGGAAUAAUCUGUUCUACACACAGGCAGGGGAGGUGGUGUAUCACGUAGCAGCGGUGGGAAUAGUUUACAACAGACAGCAGCACACUCAGCGCUUCUACCUGGGCCAUGAUGAUGACAUCCUCAGCCUGACCGUCCACCCGCUUAAAGACUACGCUGCCACAGGCCAGGUUGGUCGGGACCCAGCUGUGCACGUGUGGGACAUCCAGAGCCUGAAGUGCCUCUCGCUCCUCAAAGGUCAUCACCACAGAGGAGUCUGUGCCCUGGACUUCUCUGCUGAUGGGAAAAGUCUGGUCUCGGUGGGAGUUGAUGAUGAUCACACGAUUGUAGUGUGGGACUGGAAAAAGGGAGAGAAAUUAGCUACUGCCAGAGGGCACAAAGACAAGCUGUUCGUAGUUAAAUGUAGUCCUCUACUCACGGACAAACUGGUGACGGUGGGCAUGAAACACAUCAAAUUCUGGCAGCUGGCAGGUGGUGGGCUUACCUUUAAGCGGGGGGUCUUUGGGAACCUGGGGAAGCCUGAGACCAUGAUGUCCGUGUGUUAUGGACACACUGAUGACCUGGUGUUCUCUGGAGCAGCCACUGGAGACAUUUACAUCUGGAAGGAGCCUGUGCUUCUGAAGACCAUCAAAGCCCAUGAUGGACCUGUGUUUGCCAUGUUCUCUUUAGAUAAGGGCUUCGUGACGGGGGGAAAGGAUGGAGUGGUCGAGCUUUGGGAUGACACGUUUGAGAGAUGUCUCAAAACUUACGCCAUCAAGAGAGCCACCUUGUCCUCAGGAUCCAAAGGGCUGCUCCUGGAGGAUAACCCUUCCAUUCGGGCCAUAACUCUGGGCCACGGCCGCAUCCUAGUGGGAACUAAAAAUGGAGAGAUCCUGGAAAUAGACAAGAGUGGACCAAUUACCCUGCUGGUUCAGGGUCACAUGGAAGGUGAGGUAUGGGGGCUUGCUACGCACCCCCUGCUCCCUGUGUGUGCCACUGUGAGUGACGACAAAACCCUGCGCAUCUGGGAAACCUCCAGCAACCACCGCAUGGUGGCCGUCCGCAAACUUAAGAAAGGAGGAAGAUGCUGUGCCUUCUCCCCCGACGGGAAAGCCUUAGCCGUGGGCCUGAAUGAUGGCAGCUUUCUGGUGGUGAAUGCGGACACGCUGGAGGACAUGGUGUCCUUCCACCACAGGAAGGAGCUCAUCUCUGACAUCAAAUUCUCCCGAGAUGCGGGUAAAUAUCUCGCUGUGGCCUCUCAUGAUCACUUUGUGGAUAUAUACAACGUACUGAGCAGUAAGAGAGUGGGCAUCUGCAAAGGAGCAACAAGCUACAUCACCCACAUAGACUGGGACACCCACGGUAAAUUGCUGCAAGUGAAUUCUGGUGCCAAAGAACUCUUAUUCUUCGAGGCUCCGAGAGGAAAGAGACAGACUAUUCGCCCCUCAGAGAUAGAGAAGAUUGAGUGGGCUACCUGGACCUCUGUUCUGGGUCCCACUUGCGAAGGCAUUUGGCCAAUUCAUAGCGGCAUCACCGACAUCAACGCUACCUCACUCACCAGCGACAGGAAGCUUCUGGCCACAGGAGAUGAUUUCGGCUUCCUCAAGCUCUUCAGCUACCCUGCAAACGGUCAGUACGCCAGAUUUAAGCGCUACGUGGGCCACAGCGCUCACGUGACAAACGUGCGCUGGGCGCAGGACGGCGUGACUUUGCUGACAGUGGGCGGAGCCGACACAGCGUUGAUGAUAUGGACUCUGGACUCUUCAGUCCCUCAAGACAGUCGGCCAGUGGACAGCGAGGAGUCUGAGGAGGACACGGAGGAGGAUGGAGGUUAUGACAGUGAUGUUGCUCGGGAGAAGGUCAUUGAAUACACCACCAAGAUCUACGCGGUGAGCAUUCGCGAAAUGACUGGUACCAAACCUCACCAACAGCAGAAAGAGGCAUCUGCCGAAGAGAGGCAGGGCAUUGUCAAAGGAUCCAGGCCUCCUGUAAGCCGCGCUGUUCCACUUCCAGAGAAGUUGCAGAAAAACAACAUCUCUAAGAAAAGAAAGUUGGUGGAGGAUCUGGUGUUAGAUCAUGUGUUUGGAUUCAGGGGUUUUGAUUGUCGGAACAACCUCCACUACCUCAAUGAUGGCAUGGACAUCAUUUUUCACACUGCAGCCACAGCCUUGGUUCACAGCCUAACCCUGGGUACUCAGAGUUUCUACCUGGAGCACACAGAUGAUAUUCUCUGUCUAACUGUCAAUCAACAUCCUAAAUACAAAAAUAUCAUUGCCACUGGACAGAUUGGAGCCACCCCUUCCAUCCACGUGUGGGAUGCCAUGAGUAAACAAACGCUGUCCAUCCUGCGCUGCUCUCAUGCCAAAGGGGUCGGCUAUGUGAACUUCAGUGCCACGGGCAAGUUGCUGGUGUCUGUCGGCAUCGAGCCAGAGCACACCAUCACUGUGUGGCGCUGGCAGGAGGGGGCCAAAGUAACCAGUAAAGGUGGCCACCCUGACAGGAUCUUUGUGGCCGAGUUCAGACCAGACUCUGAUUCUCAGUUCGUGUCGGUGGGGAUCAAACAUGUCAAGUUCUGGACUCUGGCGGGCGGCUCCCUCAUGUAUAAGAAGGGAGUGGUAGGGUUGGUGGAGGACACCAGGAUGCAGACCAUGCUGUCUGUGGCCUUUGGUGCUAAUAACCUGACUUUCACGGGGGCCAUCAACGGAGACGUAUAUGUGUGGAGGGAUCACUUCUUGCUGAGGGUGGUGGCCAAAGCUCACACUGGACCUGUCUUCACCAUGUAUACCACGCUGAGGGACGGCCUUAUCGUCACAGGAGGGAAAGAACGACCGACAAAAGAGGGUGGUGCAGUGAAGCUGUGGGAUCAGGAGAUGAAGAGAUGCCGUGCGUUUCAGCUAGAGACUGGCCAGGUGGUGGACUGCGUGAGGUCUGUAUGUCGGGGAAAGGGGAAAAUCCUGGUGGGAACGAAGGAUGGAGAGAUCAUUGAAGUUGGGGAGAAGAAUGCUGCCUCUAACAUCCUAAUAAACAGCCACAUGCAGGGAGAGAUCUGGGGGCUGGCUACUCACCCCGCCAAAGACGUCUUCAUCACUGCCAGCGAUGACGGGACCAUCCGGAUAUGGGACCUGGUUGACAAGAAACUCCUGAAUAAGGUGAGCCUGGGCCAUCCAGCUAAAUGUGCGAGCUACAGCCCCGAUGGAGAGAUGGUGGCUAUCGGCAUGAAGAACGGCGAGUUUGUCGUCCUCCUCACAAACUCCCUCAAGAUGUGGGGCAAGAAGCGGGACAGGAGCUCCGCCAUACAGGAUAUUCGGUUCAGUCCCGAUAAGCAUUUGCUGGUGGUGGGCUCGGCUGAAUGUACUGUGGACCUAUAUGACCUGACGCAAGGGGCCUCCCUCAACCGUAUUGGCUACUGCAAGGACAUCCCCAGCUUCGUCAUACAGAUGGACUUCUCUGCAGACAGCAGGUUCAUUCAGGUUUCUACAGGAGCCUACAAGCGCCAAGUCCACGAAGUGCCCUCAGGCAAAAUAGUGACUGAACAGACUGUAAUUGACCGAAUAACCUGGGCUUCCUGGACCAGUGUCCUUGGUGACGAGGUGCUGGGCGUCUGGCCGAGGAACGCAGACAAAGCCGAUGUAAACUGUACCUGUGUCUCGCACGCUGGCCUCAAUGUGGUAACAGGAGAUGAUUUUGGUCUGGUCAAGCUCUUCGACUUCCCCUGCUCUGAGAAGUUUGCCAAACACAAGAGGUUCUUUGGUCAUUCUGCACAUGUGACCAACAUCCGCUUCUCCUUUGAUGAUAAAUAUGUGAUCAGCACUGGAGGUGAUGAUUGCAGCGUGUUUGUAUGGAGAUGUCUGUGACUGCAUUGUGAAGACACUAAGGACUCUAAAGCGUCAAACAUCCGGCACCUACACCGUUCAGGACCUGGCUGCGCUUUGAGGACAGCGAGUAAGAACAUUGCACUGAAAUGAAGCUUCAUUUGAAGAUCUAGACCCAGAGUGACUAUAAGCAGAAUUCUUAAUGUAACAGUGGAGUACAGUGGCGUUAACACUCACCUCAGAGGUAAAUACUUAAGUUUACAACGUAAUCUGUUCUAAAUGGAGUAACUGAAGUGCAGAUUGCCAACGUAUGUUUACUUACGAACCUGUGUGUGUUUGGGAGUAAUGCUUACCAUUUUUGUGUAGUCUUUCCACUUGGCUUUAGGAUAUAAUCACCAAACAUAAGUGCCUUUUCACCUGUGUCUCUGUCUCUUAGAUCCAUUGAGUAUUGUACUGCUCUGGUGCUAUAUAAUGAUAUAAUGAUGAGGUUUUGUUGUUCAAUUUGUAAUAAUUGUUGUGAACUAUGCAUUUAAAUUUAUGAAAAUCGGUCCACUUUUACAUAUUCUCAUAUCUGUGGUAGAUCAAGACAGUGUGCAAUUGAUAAAUGCAUGUAAAUUGUGCAUCAUUCUGUGACAUGAUGAAUUACAGACCAUUUUUAUUGCACUCCAUGAAUUAGGCUAGUCAGUACUGUAGCCAUCCUACGUUCAUGUCACUCUUAAAGGCAUCAGAUGAUCAAGGCCUUGGAGCACAGUGCUUGGAAUGAUGGAAAAAUUCUGUCUUUUAUGGGGGCAACAUGUAUAGUACUGUGAAAAAGUCAGAGACCACCGUCAUGUAUUUCAUUUCCAGAUAAAACAGCAAUUAAAUACAAGAAACGCAGUUCAGCCGAUAUUUCUGAGGAGAUUAAAAGCUACAGGGAAAUGUGGCUCCUAACAACCACCUGGAAGAGCUGGUCGACCCCAAAACCGCCCCAUCAGAUAAACAGCACUGAAAGCUUUAAUCUCUGAGAGAGA